AUGCUACUGGUUUGUAACGACAUACAGACCCUGCAGGAGGAAGUCAGCCUGCUCCGCCCAACGAUACACCUGAGACACAGAGCAACAGAUGAUGUGCGUCUCUUUGGCUUUGUGCGGAUCACAACGGGUGAUGCCAUGAGCAAGCGGGCCAAGUUCACCCUCAUAACCUGGAUAGGGGAAAAUGUGAGCGGCCUGCAGCGUGCCAAGAUCAGCACUGACAAGACACUGGUGAAAGAUAUUGUCCAGAACUUUGCCAAGGAGUUCAUGAUCAGUGAUGCUCGUGAGCUAGAGGAGGACUACAUUCGCACUGAGCUGAAGAAGGCAGGCGGGGCGAACUAUGACGCCCAGGGAGAGUAAAGCAAAGUC
Molecule: messenger RNA, 366 nt
Organism: Coregonus clupeaformis (lake whitefish)
Lineage: Eukaryota; Metazoa; Chordata; Actinopteri; Salmoniformes; Salmonidae
Product: coactosin-like protein
Exons: 2
Coding region: 1-357 (118 amino acids)
Biological process (GO): regulation of actin filament polymerization
Cellular component (GO): actin filament; cortical actin cytoskeleton; plasma membrane
Molecular function (GO): actin filament binding
Source: RefSeq, a predicted model, not a curated record